Sodiomyces alkalinus F11 is the source of this 1087-nucleotide messenger RNA. RefSeq lists its product as hypothetical. The record is from RefSeq and is a predicted model, not a curated record. The transcript is spliced from 4 exons. Lineage: Eukaryota; Fungi; Ascomycota; Sordariomycetes; Glomerellales; Plectosphaerellaceae. Bases 338 to 679 code for a protein of 113 amino acids.
ACCGAGAAGGUCGUGGUCGCUAUUGUGGCGCAUACUUGUUUGGCCCUUUGGCUUUCAUACUAACUAGUCAGAUGUCGUAUUUAAAAGACACAACCCUCCCAACCGGAAGGAUCUAGAUGUGCCUGAAAGACAGUCAGGCAUACCUAGACCACAAGUCCACAACCAGUGAACGACCAGAGAAUAAGAAACAAAAUUCAGACCGGGAUCCCGAACCUCACGAGUCACGGCAGUCACUUUCUCCCCUCUUCCAAACCAGCAAUCAACACAGCUGCCUAAGGUAAGGGAUACAAGUGUCAAGUGCCACCUGGGCCACAUCAACACCAAUGUGUCCUUGUACAUGGAUUUGUACAACGAUCUGUUGGAUAUUCAACCCUUACUCUACUGUCUUCCUUGGUUCGUCUACUCGGUCGGCUGGUUCACUAUUGGCAUGUUUCUCCGCCAUGUUUACACUGUUGCAAACGAGGAGUACGAGUGGCAGAGGCUACUGGCGCCACACGCCGACGUGCCAUUGAUCUUCCACAGCCCAUACGUGAUCAGUUUCAUAUACGUCGUAGGUGAGUGUAUAUACCUGUUUAUCGAGAAGGUCCCGCAAUACGCUUCCUCUCGUAUACGGAACGCCAUGGAACCGGCGUUUAUAGGCCGAACAGGCCAAGUAGAGGACUCGCAGCCCGAGCAGUAAAAAAAAAGAAGAAAAAAAGGGGGGGAAAGGGAAAGGGAAAAGGAAAAGACUAGUUAAUCGAUGUAUGAAAUUUAUUCAGCCGCCACUCGUUUUAUCUGUACCCAGAUACUUGCACACAACACCUGGCUGAUUACCUUCCACACGAUCAAUUACGCGAUAUCGUUAACGCCCUCGUGGCCGGGGUCGCGGCCGUGGGGGGACAACGUGGAGGGCGGGAUGAAGUCAAUCACAACUAAAUUUGGUGGGAGGCAACCCGGUCUAAACUGGAUAUUGGUCGGGAAUAGACGAAGCUGUAGGUUGCGGGAAGAGCUACGGCGGGACGGGUAUCGUAUCAAACGAAUAUAAAGUCAAACCACCUCAGCCAACGUAUAACCAGUCAUUCACUAAUAAACAAAAGUUCAGCGAGUA